UCAUCUUGUCAUUUUCUCUUGCAUCCAAAGCCACAACAAUAGUUUUUUUCUGCUGAGACCCACAAGCAACUACUAUCAAGUAUCACGGACAGAAUGAAAACGAGAGUGCCCAUUACCAAGUUAACACAAAUUAAUUGACCUAACAAUCUAAGCAAUGGCAAGUACAGUUUGUACACAUUCUGUCCAUCGUGUUGCAAUCAUGCCAGAGAAAGGGAGCAAGAUCGAAUCAAGAUAAGAGUAGAAGAGAAGAACAGCAAGAUUCAGCAACUAAAAAUUAGCUAUAGAGCUAAGCUAGCUAGGUAGAGGUUAAUUGAUAUAUAGGUUGAGAAAUUGAGAGACAGAAAUUGAGGUAGUCAGUUCAUGAUGCUUGUUGACAAGAGCUCCAUGGAUUUGGUGCUCGUCCCAUGCGGGCUGGCGAUCAUGGUCGGCUACCACCUCAUGCUCCUCCACCGGAUUCUCCGCCACCCGCACACCACCGUGAUCGGCUACGAGAAUCACAACAAGCUCGCCUGGGUGGAGCGCAUGCUGCAGGCGGCGGCGCCGGAGGAGUCGGCGCUGGCGCUGGGCGUGAUCUCGGACAACAUCUCGGCGGCGACGACGCUGGCGUCGCUGUGCAUCGCGCUGGGCUCGCUGAUCGGCGCGUGGGUGAGCAGCUCGCCGGCGCCGGGCGCCGCGGGCGUCGUCGUCCUCGGCUACGGCGACGGCAGCCACGCGACGGCGACGGUGAAGUGCGUCGCGCUCCUCGCCUGCUUCCUCGCCUCCUUCACCUGCUUCAUCCAGUCGGCGCGGUACUUCGUGCACGCGAGCUUCCUCAUGAGCGCGCUCGCCGGCGACGCGGCGCCGCCGGUGGGCGACGCGCAGCGCGCCGUGGUCCGCGGCGGCAACUUCUGGGCGGCGGGGCUCCGCGCGCUCUACCUCGCCACGGCGCUGCUCAUGUGGGUGUUCGGCCCCGUCCCGAUGCUCGCCUGCUCCGUGCUCACCGUCGCCGCGCUCCACCGCCUCGACGCCAACUCCAUGCCGCUGCACCACCACCGGUUCACGGCGAGGAGCACGGACGCGUCGCCGGCGACGGCGCCGGUGGCCGCCGCGAGAUCAGCCGUGGCAAGGGGAGGCAGAGCAGGCAAUGGCAACACGGUGGCGUUCUCCACGGCUACAUUUCUUUGCUGAUAGUGAGAAAUAGUUUCCAUGACUCAUCUUACAAUUUUUUUUUUGUGAUUUUCGUUUUAGCUGAAAAUCGUGUGGAGAUUUUUCUUUUUUGUUUGGUGAUUUUCGUUGUAGCUGAGAAUUGCGUGGAGCUGAAUGACCAUGGAAGAAUUAAAUUGCAUUUUCUUCGGAAGCACCGAAUUCUCACUGGCUUUGCUUAAAAUUUGGUAGCACAUUUUGGCAUUACUGCUACCAAAUUUUGGUAUCGUUGAUUGUGUUUAGUUUGAAUGCUUAUCAAAAUUUGAUAGAAUUUUUAA
This is a messenger RNA of Oryza sativa Japonica Group (Japanese rice), 1460 nucleotides long. RefSeq lists its product as uncharacterized. Lineage: Eukaryota; Viridiplantae; Streptophyta; Magnoliopsida; Poales; Poaceae. The record is from RefSeq and is a predicted model, not a curated record.